AUGUGCGGCCGCUCUUACGAGGUCAAGUGCCUCCCCGCUCUCAUCAAGUCGACGACGGCGGGGCGGGCGGGCUCGUGGGAAAAUGGUGGCACUGUGGCGUCGGCGGGCCACCUCUACGGGUUUGGAAACACGCUAGAAAAGGCGUUGACGGGGGGGCGUGGGGUGCUACGGAGCGUGGCCGUCAGGCUGGAAGUGGACGGGGGGGCGCAGUACUACGACGCGAAGUGGGUCAAGAAAGCCAUAACGCGGCUGAUCGUCUCCAUGGCGGCGGUGGCGGGCGACGCCGACAACAUCAACAAGCAGGCGCGCAAGAUGCGUAUCAACUGGGCAACUCCCCUGAGCGUGCCAAUUGGCUCGUGGGAUCGCUUGUCUGAGGAGAACGGCCAGCUGCGUCGAACCGUGCCGAUGCAUCACCUGCCUCUCUUUCUCCUCAUCUCGUGCAGCGGCUCGGUCGCGCUGCAGCUCUCGGCGCCCCGCGCACCCGCGCCGAUGGCAGUCCGGGCGCCAGCGCCGGCGGCUUUCUUUGGUUUUGGCAAGAAAGAGUCACGGCCGACAGAGCAGCGGUCGACGAAAGGAACCUUCCUGGAGCAGUUCGAUCCCCAAUACUCGCCUGAUGAGCGAAAGGCGCGGCUGGAGACGGGCACCAACUGGGUCCCGCGCACUUCGACCGUCAAGGGAGAAGGGUACCAGUUCUUCCAGGGUCCAACGCCAAAGACGGGCGAUCAGGGGCUCGCCAGCUUUUUUGACUUUGAGGGCGCGAGCGGUCUCUCCGGCGUCGAGGCGGCCUUCGCUGGUGUCGCUGCCGCGGGCACCCUCGGCCUCGCCAUUUUCCUCGUCGCGAGCUAA
Molecule: messenger RNA, 846 nt
Organism: Emiliania huxleyi CCMP1516
Lineage: Eukaryota; Haptophyta; Isochrysidales; Noelaerhabdaceae
Exons: 5
Coding region: 1-846 (281 amino acids)
Source: RefSeq, a predicted model, not a curated record